AUGCAGUGUAAAUGUAGGAAUGAACAAGUGAAACGUGGCAGAUCAACUGUUCAUCAAGUAGCAGUACAAGAAGAGGCUAAAACUGCAAUGGAAAAGAUAUACCAUUUUCUGCAAUUGAUUGCCUUCAUAUCUUUCUGUGCCUGCACUUCUUCAGAAUACAAUUUGAAAAAUACCACUCUCAGUUGUUCUAAUGGUCUUCGUGAAACCUUGCAAUCCCAACAAUUGAUGAACCAUUUGAUUCAGAAGUAUGCAUUCAAAUCAUUUAUGCAUGGCAAAUCAGGCAUUAUCUAUGAUGUAGAAGUGCCUCUCUUAAAGUGUGGAUUUAUCAAAGUGAAUGCAAUAAGGUUAAGAACUGGCAGAUUGAAGAGCAGGGGAAUUUCCUACAAUGAAUUUGAGAUACCUCCUGGGAUUGCAGUAGAGCCUCAUAUAGAGAGGCUUAUGCUUGUCUUUCACCAACUUGGAAAUGGGUUCUCUAAUUAUUACACUAAUACAGGGUCUAAGCUUGGAUAUAGGCUUGUGGCACCUAUAUUUGGACUUUUGGCUUAUGAUUGUCAUGGUUAUUCUCAGAGAGAACAGCAACCUCGCCUUUGGGCUGGGAAAAUACCCAUCAAAAUUAGUUUUGAAGGAAUUCAUUUGGCAGGGGGCACAAAACCUAUUUGUAUUCUGUUUGAUGUUGCUGGAACUGUGACUGUAAGCAAUAUGUCUUAUCCCAAUGUUUGUAUGACUCAUUCCCAAGGGCAGUUUUCUCUAGCUGUACCAAAUGCCGUUGCUCCUACAAUGGGUCCAGUGUCCAAUAAUGGUGCUUUUGCACCUACCCCACAAGAGCAAGCUUUCAAUGGCAGGCCCAUUUUUGCUAGGAAACCUCCCCCCUCAACAAAUCCAUAUGACAAUGUUAAUGUGAUUAUAGAAGUACCAGACAAAAGUCUUCCAAAAAAAUGGAAGUUGGAAACUGGGAUUCUUGUUGGAGGAUUUGUGUUAUUGGGAAUAACAUGGAUGGUGAUGUUUUGGAUAAUCAGGCAGAGGAGGAAUAAAAGGUUUAUGAAAAUGGAAACAGAAGCUGACCAAGGAGAGGCCUUGCAGACUUACAUUUUUAGUUUCAGCAGCAGAGCUCCUGCAGCACCAGGCCUUAGGACACAACCAAUGCUGGAGAAUGAAUACCACACAUAA
This is a messenger RNA of Cryptomeria japonica (Japanese cedar), 1167 nucleotides long. RefSeq lists its product as uncharacterized. Bases 1 to 1167 code for a protein of 388 amino acids. The transcript has a single exon. The record is from RefSeq and is a predicted model, not a curated record. Gene Ontology annotation, cellular component: membrane. NCBI's taxonomy places the organism in Eukaryota, Viridiplantae, Streptophyta, Pinopsida, Cupressales, Cupressaceae.